GAGAGAAAAAGAGAAAAAAAAUGCAUACAAAAUGUCCAUAUAGGCUAUGUUGAACAUAACGCAGUGAGCAUGUAUUCUAUACAACUGUGUUCCGUGGAACUCUAGUGUUCCGUGAGGCUUGAAUGGGUGUUCCACGAACUACUGGAAAUAUUAACUAGUAUCGUGUGAAAUGACGUGUCUAAAAAAAAGAGCAAAAUGUCCGGUUAAAUUCUUGGAAUUUGCGAAGUGUUCCGUUAAGGAAAACAUUUGGGAAACAUUUUUAUAGAAACAUUAUUCAAUCAUACGAAACACUGGUUUUUGUAAUAGCUGUGUAAAGUCGUUUGAAUUCUAAUUUAUAUAAAAAUUAAAUUAAAAUUAAAUUGUAAUUUGUUUAUUCCUACAUUACGAUUUAUUCUUGUAACCAUGGCAAUGUGUAAAAUUCUUUUCUGUUUUAAGUUUAGUUAGUUUCAUUAUGAAUUAGCGCACACUAGUAAUAGGAAAAACUAAUAGCGUAAAUUCAAUUAAAACUUCAGGUCAAAUAAUAAAUGAUAUAUUUCAACACUUCAAGAAGAUUCAAACUAGUAUCACUGACAAGUCUGUAAUUCUAUCGUUAAAAGCUAAAAACAUUUUCAGAUCAAAACAAAUCUGGAAAACACGAUUCUGUAGAUACCUGAAUAGAUUGAUGGAGUGGUAAUGGAUGCCUAUUACACUAAACAAGGCACAGUCAAUUACACAACCAAGUCAACUGUAUCCAUUGUCAAGCCUGAUGGACUGGUCAGCUAUGAAGUCCGUGAAAUCGUCGUGACGGCAAAUAUCUUGUUUGGGGAAAUUGUCGGCUUGCUGGGGAUAGUAGCCAACGUGAUCAAUGUUGUCGUCUUCAGCAAAAUUGGAUUUAGCGAUACCGUCAACAUCAGCCUAGCAGCCCUGGCUGUAAGUGACAUCGGGGCCCUGGUCACGCUUCAGUGGUUCAACGUGAUUGUUAAUCCUUGGUUCCUCCAGUUGGACCUCCCGUUUCUGCCACUGGAGAUUCAAAGUUUGACCGCAGGCUACCCCCACAACUAUUUCGUCAAAGUGACCGGUUUUAUUACUGCAUUCGUAGCCUUUGAGAGAUGCCUUUGUGUGACCUUGCCCUUCAAGGUUAAAACACUGAUAACCAAGAGAAUUGCGCUCGCUUUCAACGUGGCAGUUUUCUUUGCGAUCGCGCUGACCAUGUUCCCAGUCUACUACACUGCCUACUACGACUGGAAAUUCGACGCCAAGAAAAAUAAGACAGUUCUGGGAAUCUUCUACACCAAGAACAUCAACGACGUCCUUGGCCCGUCCCUCUUUCUCACCAACUCCGUGGUUCCUUUGGUAUCCUUCGCCGUUAUCAUCCUCUGUAACAUCGUCAUUGCCUUCUGGCUGAAGAGAGCUUUGGUGUGGCGCCAGAUGUCAUCAGGAGCCGCCAUCACCACCCCGGGCGCUGCUGUGUCAGUGAAAGAAAAGAAGAUGGUCAAAAUGAUAGUGACUGUCUCAGUAAUUUUUAUAAUCUGUUUCAUCCCGUCGUCCGCCCUGCUAACUGCCCGAGCCAUCAUACCGGAGCUUAGCAUCAGUGGUAUAUACUCUAACAUUAACUGGAUCGUGGCCACCUACGCUCUAGAGAUGGAGACAGUUAACUCUAGUAUUACUAUUGUUGUCUAUUACCGCAUGAGUUCUAAAUACCGAGAGACUCUUCUUGUAAUGUUUGGAAGACAUGUAAAUACAAAGAAAACAAGCUCGAAAAGUCUAAACGUCUCACAGAUAACUGAAACAAGUGAUUUGAAAUCUUCUUGAUGUACAUUUUUGAUGCAGAUUUUAUUGUCUAGAUAACAAGCAUAUUUUGUCUAUAUUAGGAGGUAUAUAGCAGAAGUUGUCAAGAUACUUAAAAGUUCAUCUCUCUUUGCGAGGAUAAAUAGUCGUAUACGGACUCAAGGAAGGUUACGCUCUAGCUAGAGGUAUAUCAGUGGCGUAGCAAGGGAUUUGAGGACCCGGGGAUCUUGGCCUCUUUAGGGGUCCCUGCAUUUUGACAUUCUACAUCAUGACAUCAGAAAAUGGCGUGCUAUUUAAUGUUUAAUGUAAAAAUUCGAGCACUCAUUUCGGGUCCUCCUCAAAUGGGGGCCCGGCGGGAUUUUCAAACUCUUCCCCUAUCCCCACAUCAUAGUUACGCCACUAGUUUUAGGAUUGUCGCAAUGACCUGAGUGGAAGGACAUGCAGAUAUUGUAUUGUAUACUUAGUAUCUGUGAUGCUUGAAAAUAUAUUUUUCUUUUUUUUAAUUCAGUCUAAUUUGGAAAACUAUAUAGUCUCAUGUAAUAGUUAGCUGAACGUCACUGUUCUGUUAACAGGGCCGGCCUUAGGCAAACUAGGCUGCCACCUAGGGGGCCUUGCACAGGACUCUUUGUCAUUUAUCUUACUUAUUGUUGGUGUACACGGGAUUGUUCAUUAAUUGCAUAACUUUAUUUCUCUCGCUGUAUAUAUUUUAAUUGGGUCCAGCUGAUUCACUUCACCUAGGGCCUCUAAUUGCUGUUGAUACCAUACAGUCUUUGGCU
Biomphalaria glabrata is the source of this 2543-nucleotide messenger RNA. Its product is annotated as proteinase-activated receptor 2-like. The coding region runs from base 673 to 1791 and encodes 372 amino acids. Gene Ontology annotation, biological process: neuropeptide signaling pathway. Gene Ontology annotation, cellular component: membrane. The transcript has a single exon. The record is from RefSeq and is a predicted model, not a curated record. Gene Ontology annotation, molecular function: G protein-coupled peptide receptor activity. Lineage: Eukaryota; Metazoa; Mollusca; Gastropoda; Planorbidae.